GGCUACUUUGCUGGUGCACCAAAAAUUCAGGCAAACCUGGGUAGUGGGCAACGCUAGCUGCUGGAAACCUGGUUACAUCACCGGCUCACUUUUGCUCCGGCAUCAUCGGUUUCCUCUCUCCGCACACAACAACCACAGCGCACCACCAGUAUGUCGCUACGAUACUGCUCAAGGCAGCUCGUCAAGAGCGUGCCUCAAGGAGGAGCCUCGCGUAUUAUUGCGCCGCAAUUUGCCUUCCAAAAGCGCCAAUUGGCCACUCACACACCUCCCGUCACCCAAGAUGCUACCAGCUCCAAAGGCCCUACCGCUAUGGUGUUUCUCAACAUGGGUGGUCCAUCCACCACCGACGAGGUUGGAAGCUUCCUCAGUCGCCUUUUUGCUGAUGGUGACUUGAUUCCGCUCGGUCGUCUCCAAUCGUACCUCGGGCCCCUCAUUUCGAAACGACGAACCCCCAAGAUUCAAAAGCAAUACGCCGAAAUUGGCGGUGGUUCACCCAUUAGAAAAUGGUCUGAACACCAGGCUGCCGAAAUGUGCAAGAUUCUCGAUAAGACCUCCCCCGAAACAGCACCACACAAGCCAUACGUCGCAUUUCGAUACGCCGAUCCUUUGACCGAAGAAAUGUACAACAAGCUCUUCGAAGAUGGUUUCGGCCAAGGACGAGGUGGCAGAGCAGUCGCAUUCACGCAAUAUCCACAGUACUCUUGUUCCACCACUGGAAGCAGCAUGAACGAGCUGUGGAAGUGGAGAAACCGCCUCGAGGGCAAGGACGACAAGGGCCCUAUUACAUGGAGUGUCAUUGACCGAUGGCCCGUUCAUGCUGGCUUGGUCGAAGCCUUUGCGCAGAAUAUCGAAGCAAAACUUGCUGAGUACCCUGAAGAGCGCCGCAAGGACGUCGUCUUGCUCUUCUCCGCCCACAGCUUGCCCAUGUCUGUGGUCAACCGAGGUGAUCCUUACCCUGCCGAAGUUGCUGCUACCGUCUAUGCUGUCAUGAACAGACUCAAGUUUAGCAACCCGUAUCGCCUCUGCUGGCAGUCGCAGGUCGGCCCGUCGGCUUGGCUCGGUCCUCAGACCUCUGACACCGUUGAGGGAUAUAUCGCCAAGGGCCAGAAGGACCUUAUCCUAAUUCCCAUUGCAUUUACAUCGGAUCACAUCGAGACUUUGUAUGAGCUUGAUUUGGAGGUCAUUGGUGAAUCUGGCCAUGCCGAUACCAUCAAGCGUGCCGAAAGCCUAAACGGAAGCCGUGUCUUUAUUGAAGCCUUGGCUGAUAUUGCGAAGACUCACUUGCAGAGCAACACUGCCUGCUCUGCUCAAAUGGGUCUCCGAUGCCCUGGCUGCAAGAGCGAGCGUUGCACAGAGUCCAAGAAAUUCUUUGCCAGCCAGCAAGCCAGUCUAUAGAGAUUAGGCCUUGUUUCUGUACAGGCUGCUACCUGCGACCCUUGCUUUAUACUGUGUUACUAUAUAAUAUUGGAGCCAUAUCACUGUUAGGAUGAUAUCUGAAACAAUAGAUAUAAAAUAAUUUGACGCCGCCUUGGUUCCAGAGCUAUUUUAGAUUGCCGUAGUAUGCUACCCUAUAUCAAUAUGUUUUACUCUUCAAAGACCUUCCACUCAUCUCUCAGGUAUCAGAUUGUUGGUUCUAUGCUUUCUGUACCUGGUGAAUUGA
[Torrubiella] hemipterigena is the source of this 1660-nucleotide messenger RNA. The record is from the annotation of a GenBank genome assembly. Lineage: Eukaryota; Fungi; Ascomycota; Sordariomycetes; Hypocreales; Clavicipitaceae.